AGGGGACCCCGAGCCCGGCCUCGCCCCUGCGGUGCGCGCUCGCUUCCUGUGAGGUCAGGUGGGAGGAAGCAGCUGCCGGUGGACGCCGAGCCCCGGGAACCGUGCGCGCAGGUACAGCCCAGCAGAAGUCCACAGCUUCCAGGGAGAAUGGUGAGGAUCUUGGCCAAUGGGGAGAUCGUUCAGGAUGAUGACCCUCGAGUGAGGACGACCACCCAACAGAGAAGUAGCAGUCCUCGGCAGGGCUUUUUCAACAGAGGCCAUGGAGCACCUCCAGGGGGCCCCGGACCCCGCCAGCAGCAGGCAGGUGCCCGACUGGGUGCUGCGCAAUCUCCUUUCAGUGACCUGAACCGGCAGCUGGUGAACAUGGGCUUCCCACAGUGGCAUCUUGGAAAUCACGUGGUGGAGCCUGUGACCUCCAUCCUCCUGCUCUUCCUGCUCAUGAUGCUUGGGGUGCGUGGCCUCCUGCUAGUAGGCCUGGUCUACCUGGUGUCUCACCUGAGCCAGCGGUGACCUCCAGGGGGGCGGCACUCAUGAGGGUGGGAGUGUUCAAUAGGAUCGACUGGGCUUCGGUGCAGAUCACGCACAGGGGGAGGGAUCUUGGGUGUGCUCAGAAGAUGUGAUGGGCGUGAGAGCGGUGGUGAGCGUAGGUUUUCUCCGCUGCAGGAAGCAGAGGGACUCUCUGGGCCAGCACUGCUGAAAAAGAGAGUCCUGUGGUUUCCUGGAAUGAUUUUAGGGGGCAUAGGACCUCCACUAAAAAGCACAAGCCGGAGUAAGAAAGGCUUAGUAUGUUGUAUUCCCCCAGAAAACAAGACCUCCGCCAGGCGCAAACCCGGAGCUUAGAGCAGCUGGGAACUGUUCAGAGUUUUAUAGCAUUCCUUGAUCUUGACGGUGUCUUUUUUUAUCGGCUGCUUUUAUUUAUGAGGAAGGAUGUUAACACUCUGUUCGUAAUGAUCUUUCCUUUUGGUAUUCCAAGACAGAGUCUCACUGUGUAGCCUUGGCUGGCCUGGAACUCACCCAGUAGACCAGGUUGGCCUUGAGCUCACAGAGAUCCUCCUGUGUCUUCCUCCCAAGUGCUGGGACCAAAGGUGUGUGAUACUGUGCCCAGCUAUUGUGAUAUUUUCAAUAAAUAAAUCGGAGUCCCUUUUAAGAA
Mastomys coucha (southern multimammate mouse) is the source of this 1150-nucleotide messenger RNA. It is a transcript of the gene Fam241b, whose product is annotated as family with sequence similarity 241 member B. NCBI's taxonomy places the organism in Eukaryota, Metazoa, Chordata, Mammalia, Rodentia, Muridae. The coding region runs from base 148 to 510 and encodes 120 amino acids. The transcript has 3 exons. The record is from RefSeq and is a predicted model, not a curated record. Gene Ontology annotation, cellular component: intracellular membrane-bounded organelle.